Messenger RNA from Adineta steineri, 2193 nucleotides. The record is from the annotation of a GenBank genome assembly. NCBI's taxonomy places the organism in Eukaryota, Metazoa, Rotifera, Eurotatoria, Adinetida, Adinetidae.
AUGUAUCCGGAUUUACCAUCCAACUCAUAUAAUACAGAUUCUGAUAAAUAUACGAACUGCUCAACAUCAUCUGCCAUUCUAUUUGAAGAUAUUAAACUAGAUGAACAUGAUAGUAUUUCGCCAAAUCAAUACAACACGUCGACUCAAUCAAAAAUAUUGACACCUAAUACUUCUCAACGACGACAACAAGAAAGAAAUCUCGAAAAACAAAUAUCUAAUACAGAUCAUCAGCAAAAUCCAUCAGAUACAAAAUCAAAUGGUGUUUUCUUAUUACUCGAUGCUAACGAACAUCUCACUGUUAAUAAUAAAGAAGAUUUUAUUUCACAACUACAAUCACCUUCACCAGAUCCACUUGUCAAAUGUGUUUCUAUUAUUGGAAAUACUGGGGAUGGAAAAUCAUAUACAUUAAAUCAAGUCUUUUUUAAUGGCGAAGAAAAAUUCGACACAUCAUCAACAUCAGACUCAUGUACAAUGGGUGUAUGGUCAGCAUUAGAUGAAAAUCAUCGAACACUUGUUCUCGAUACUGAAGGUCGACUUGGUCUAUCACAAAAUGAUAAUAUUCGUAAUCGAUUGUUACUCAAAAUCUUGUGCAUCAGUGAUAUUGUUAUAUUUCGAACACGAGCAGCCAAACUACCUAAUGAUAUGUUCCAGUUUUUAUCUGAUGCAUCAAAUGCAUUUCACAAAUAUUUUCGAAAAGAACUAGAAAAUGUCAUGAAAAGCUGUAAUGUUGAUGGACCAAUGUCAACGAUGGGACCAACAUUAAUUGUCUUUCAUGAAACAAAUCAUACUGAAGUACUGAGAGGUCAUUUUCAAUGUCAAAAGACAGCUGUUGAACAACUCAAAGAACGGUUUGAAAAGAUGAAACUAUCAUAUGAUGCAUAUAGUUCGAUUGAGUAUGUUGGAAUUCAAAGUGUUGGUGGAAAACAAACUGACUUUAGUGAAAUAAAAGCAACAAUAACAUCGACACUUGAAAACAAUAAAAUUCGAUCACCUCGAAGAUUGUCCACAAUUUUCAAAGCUUUACAAGCCUUGAAUGAAAAAUUCAAUCAUGUCAUUCCUCCAGAAAUGCCAUCUACUUUACCAGAUGAUUUUUUCACUUGUUGUGUUAAAUGCUUAUCCUGUGGAAUUAAAUGUUCAAUGGCUGCAAAUCAUCAGAAAGAAAAUAUUCCUCAUCAAUGUGAAGAACAAUGUUUAUAUAAUAGAGGCCUAGACAAUGAAAUACUAAAAUGUUUACAAUGCCAUCGUGAAGGUCGUGAUACUAUUGUAUAUGCAAAACUGACAGCUGCAAAUGAUAAUCUUGUACAAGGAAUUGUAAAAACUGUUUGGUCGGGUUUUAUUAUCGAAUGUUCACAUCAUGGAGAAAUCUAUCGUUCAAGAAAAUAUUGGUAUGGAAAUAAUGAACCAAAAGAUGUGACACGUGUUGAAGUUAUUCACGUUUGGCCAGGAGAAGAUCAUAAUCGAUUAGGAAGUGAUGUUACACCAAGAAAAAUUAUCGAAGCCAUUAGUAGUGCAGGAAGCUACUUAUCCAGUUCAACGAAAGUGUUGACAGAAACAGUAGCUGACCAAAUAGCGCCAUCGUAUUGGAUUCCAAAUAAAGAUGUUCAAGAAUGUUCUUCAUGUAAACUUCAAUUUGGUUCAAAUUAUUCUAAACAUCAUUGCCGAGCAUGUGGACAUAUUUUCUGUGAUACAUGUACAAAAAAUCGUGCAAUUGUUCCAUUGCUUGAUACUAAAAAAGCUGAACGUGUAUGUGAUAAUUGUUAUCAUGAAUUACAAUCACAAACACUUUCAUCAAUAUUUCAAAACAAUCAUCUAAAUACACAACAAACACCUUCUAUCGAUUAUGGAGCUAGUAAUACUAGUGAUGUUACAAGUCCAAAUGUACAUAACAUUCCAAUGUCAAGACGUUUUCUAGAACUUUUCAAGGAUAAUGUUGGAUCAGUCAUUUAUAAUUAUCUUGUUGAACCAAUUAAAGAAAGUACACGACCAAAUUAUUGGCGACGAGAUAGUGAAUGUUGUGCUUGUUUUAUUUGUCAACAUGAAUUUGACAAUACCACAUAUCGAUUACAUCAUUGUCGAAAAUGUGGUGAAGGUGUCUGUGAUAUGUGUUCACCAAAUAAACGUGCUAUUCCUGAACGAGACUGGUUAACACCAGAACGUAUAUGUAAAUCAUGUGAUAAAACAAUGAAUGAAUAG